Molecule: messenger RNA, 2525 nt
Organism: Hippocampus zosterae (dwarf seahorse)
Lineage: Eukaryota; Metazoa; Chordata; Actinopteri; Syngnathiformes; Syngnathidae
Gene: mlx
Product: MAX dimerization protein MLX
Exons: 8
Coding region: 111-848 (245 amino acids)
Biological process (GO): regulation of transcription by RNA polymerase II
Cellular component (GO): nucleus
Molecular function (GO): DNA-binding transcription factor activity, RNA polymerase II-specific; protein dimerization activity; RNA polymerase II cis-regulatory region sequence-specific DNA binding
Source: RefSeq, a predicted model, not a curated record
GCUGAUCUUGUACUGCGUUUUGAUAGCGGAGGGAGUCGUUUUGGUUCUGGGUGCAUGCAAAGUUUACCAGAAGCACCGCGAACGCACCAACGUUAUUACGGACAUCCAAAAUGGCGGAUCCGACAACGUCGCCCGAGGACCACGGCAAGCACUCGGACGUGGCGUUCGGCGAUGGCGUUUUUGACCCUGUUCUCUUUGCCGAUGCGGCCAGGACGGGGAGCCUGGUGUCCAGGGCCAACAGUAUCAGCUCAACAAGUGCCUCCUCAGUACCAAACACAGAUGAUGAGGAUAGCGACUGCAGGCAUGAGACGUUAUACAAGAAUUCCUGCAAAGAUCGGCGGAGGCAAGCACACACGCAGGCCGAGCAGAAGCGGCGCGACGCCAUCAAGAAAGGCUAUGAUGACCUGCAGUCUGUUGUUCCGACUUGCCUGCAGUCUGAAUUUGCUGUGGGAGCUCAGAAGAUCAGCAAGGCCACCAUCCUGCAGAAGACCAUCGAAUACAUCAAAUUUCUUCACAAGGAGAAGAAAAAGCAGGAUGAGGAAGUUUCCCGCCUAAGGAAAGAAGUGACCGCGCUGAAGAUCAUGAAAACGAAUUAUGAGCAGAUUGUGGAGGCGUACCAGAGCCAUCCGCAGCAGGGUGCGAACCAGGUGUCGGACCAGAUCAAGUUCAACAUCUUCCAAAGCAUCAUGGACUCGCUUUUUUACUCCUUCAGCAGCUCCGUGUCCGUCGAUAGCUUCCAGGAACUGUCGGCCACUGUGAUCAACUGGAUCGAGGAGCGCUGCAAGCCACUGAUGCUGAAGGAAUUUGUCGUCGGCGUGCUGCAGCAGAUCAACAGGCAGCUCUACUGACGCGGGCCGUGACGCAACAUGAUUGUGUAUAUAUGUUAGAGGGGGUGGGGGGGGCACACCUGAUGUUUGUCAGAUUUUUGACGAUUUGAGCCAUUUUGACAAUUGCGAUAACGUGUCCUUAGACAAAGCAGUCACGUUUUCAAAAGCUGACAGGGGAUUAUGUGAAAACGGGGGCCUCGGGGAUGUUCCCGAGAUGUUGAAGAGGGUGUGACUUUUCUCGCUCAGGGCUCCCUCUCUGCUCAAAGAGAUUCUUUGCCAGAAGUUGUAGAGAUUUUACUCAAUUGUGCCGAUGUGCCUAAUAUGGCCAGUGAGUGUACAUAAGACAAUGUUAGGUCCAUAUUGAUGGCUUAGCGACAUCAGCACCGAGAGGAGCCGUCUCGGUACAGGACAAUUCAAACAGACUUUUCCAGGGCGUGAGAUUUUCCAUAUUAUGUGAAGUAUCUAACGACAAGCACUACAAUCUCCACUAGCUGCUUCCACACCGCAGUUCCAGUAAAUUUGCACGUCAGAGGCGUGACCGUAAAGGCCGCAUUUAUUUGCCUGUUCCGUUCAGGUGUUGCUCAAAGCAGCAAGAUGUUGAGAGUAUGUCCAGGGCAGCUUCGGCGUGGUGAUGUCAGCACGACAAAAGGGGGCUUGGAUGUACUCUUUUCCAUCUCGCGCCGAUCAGCCCGUUACGCCUCUGAUACUACCUCGCAAGCCGGCUCAUUCCCAGGCCGACUUCAUCCCGCAUCGUUACCUUGCAAACCGGUAACCGAGCCAAGUUAAAAGGGUGUUUGUUGCCAGUGUGUAAGGGGCUCCUGGGCUGUCUUUUGUACAGUAAACUAGGAUGUGAUUUGUAAAUAAAUGGCGGGGAGCUAAUUGUCCCAAUGACAGUUAGUACUUUAAUGCUUUCAUCAGAAGCGACUUGGAAUACUUUUUUUGUUGUUGUUGCUUCGUUUCUAUCUGAAAACGCACAACACCAAGCAGUAACCGAUUGUAUUGACAAACGCUGCAGCCUUCUUUUAUCCAAAGCAUUUGAUCUCGUGGCUCACGAUGUCCCAAAACAAGGACUUCUCAGCUCUCUAUUACUGAACAGUUAAGUGGUGUGGUUGGAUAACUAUAAUAGCACAAGUAGACGUCAUUGUGUACAUGCUUAAAUGUUUUCAACCGAGGGUGUGCCUCAGGGUUCUGUCCUUGGCUUAUUCCUGUUCAUUCUCUUACAAUUCAACUAAAGAUGUAGUUGUUUUCCAGACAUGGCUGUACAACCUCCGCGGUACUUCAGUAUUUUGGUUUAUUGGGUUUCAACUGCCUCUGUGCUUGUUUGAGGCAAACUGCAACAUUGGACCCUUCAUGUUUCUACUGAUGAUCUGCGUUUGAUGUUAGCUUGUGCGUUUAAUGUUUGCUUGGUUUUGAAUGUGCUGCUACUUGGUUAAGGCCAGGAUAAUUCCUUAUCUGACUGUCUUUCCUGGUGAAAUUAAGUGUCUGAAAUAAUGUAGUGAACUGUCUUACAUUUUAUAAAACACUGUCCAGACACAUGGACAAGAUUUCAGCAAAGCAUUUUUUGGCUUGGCUAAAUAGUGCGUGCUGCCAAUUUAUUAAGCUUGUUAUUGAUCUGAACGGGAAACUAAACAGUCACACUCAGCUUUUAAGUACAAGGUGAACAUGUAAAAUGUACAAAAUACAACAUAUAUACAUGAA